GUACAAAAACACACCAAAUUACAACAUUACAUAACCUCAAUUACUCUCCGUUUCUUCUUCUACAUCACGCCUCCCCCCAACCCUCAAACCUCAAAAAACCCUUUCCUCUCACUUACAAUCUAAUGGAAGACGACGACGAAUUCGGAGAUCUUUACACCGACGUGUUGCGUCCGUUCUCCUCUUCUUUGUCUUCUGCUCCGCCGCCUCAUCAACCUCCCGCACCGUCUGUCCACCGUCCGAUUGAUCUCAAUCUCGACCAAGAUGGCGAUCAAGACAACGGCGAAGAGAUAUCUACAGUGGCCAAGAAUUCUUCGAAUAAUAAUAUUAAUAUUAGUAUUAGUAAUAACGAUAAUUCAGGAAUUAGGGUUUUGAGUUCUUCUGCCGAUGUUAAAUUACCUAAGCACUCUCCAGAUUUAGGUCAAUUUCAAUCUGAUGAUACUCAGCAAGACAAAGAUAUGAGCUUCGACAUUGAGCAAGAACAAGAAGAUGAUAAUUCUGGUCCGUUAAUUCCGGGGCUUACGGUUGCUGCUGGUGGCGAUGGUGGUGGUGCGGAUGAUAGCUCUCCUGCUGAGAAAGAAGCUGCUGACGUGUCUGCUCGUGGCGGCGGUGAAGAUUGGGAGGAAGAAGAUAGUGACAGCGAAGAUGAUUUGCAGAUUGUGCUGAAUGAUAAUGGACCCAUGGGGAUGGACAGAGGAGGGAUGAUUGGUGAUGCUGAUGAUGACGAUGAUGAGGAUCCGCUUGUGAUUGUGGCUGAUGGAGAUGCAAAUCAAGCUACGAUGGAAGAGCAAGAUUGGGGCGGCGUGGGAGAAGAUGGUGCAGCUGCCACGGGGACAGGAGCUGAAGUUGAGAGGAAGGAAGGUGGUGCUGAGACAGCUGGAAAAAGUGGGAAUUUGCCGAAGAUUGGGUAUAGCAAUCAUGUAUAUCAUCCUCACCCGUUUCAUUCUCAGUUUAAGUAUGUGAGACCUGGUGCAGCACCAAUGCCUGGCGCUCCCGCUGCUGGUCCUGGAGGAGUCCAAAGCCAAGUUCGCCCUCCUAUUAAUAUGGCUCCUAUAGCUGGUCGUGGUAGGGGUGAUUGGCGGCCAGCAGGAAUGAAGAAUGCUCCUGGAAUGCAGAAGGGUUACCAUCCUGGUUUUGGAAUGCCUUGGGGUAACAACAUGGCAGGGCGGGGCUUUGGGAGUGGACUGGAAUUCACCCUUCCUUCACACAAGACCAUAUUUGACGUUGACAUUGAUAGUUUUGAGGAAAAGCCAUGGAAAUAUCCUGGUGUAGAUAUGUCAGACUUCUUCAACUUUGGUUUGAAUGAGGACAGCUGGAAAGAUUAUUGCAAGCAAUUGGAACAACACCGGUUAGAGACCACCAUGCAAAGCAAAAUUCGUGUUUAUGAGAGUGGACGUGCAGAGCAGGAAUAUGACCCAGAUAUGCCUCCAGAAUUAGCUGCAGCAGCAGGCAUGCAUGAUAUUUCAGUUGAGAACUCAAAUUUUGGAAAGUGCGAUGCCCUACAAAGUGAUUUGACAAAAGGACUUACUCGCAUGCGGCCACCACUACCAACUGGACGAGCAAUACAAGUUGAAGGAGGCUACGGUGAGCGCCUCCCCUCUAUUGAUACCCGACCACCUCGGAAUCGUGAUUCUGAUGCAAUCAUUGAGAUUGUUUUGCAGGACUCUCUAGAUGAUGAUUCCUCCACUGGAAAUGGUGGUAUGGAGGGUGCCAACAAUGAUAUGUCCAGAGAUGAAUUCAGAGCAAGUCCUUCACAUGAGAACGACAUGGCACGGAUAGAAACUGACUGUUACAAUGAUGGUUUUCCACUAGGUUACAAUGGGCGAAAGGCCGGGAGGAGGGCACCAUUUAGUGAUCCUGCUCGAAAUAAUGUACCUGAUGGAGAUGGGAUGGUACCCUUCCAUCCUAAAGCUCCUUCUCAACACCAUCUUGGUUCUAGGGGACGACCUGAUAUGUUACCGGGCGAGGAUUUUGGACCUGCUGAUGAUGAAAGGCGGAGUCAUGUAAAAACAGAUGAUAAUUCCACUGAUUCCACUCCUAAUCGAGGUGCCCAAGAUAAAAGAUUUAUUGAUAAUGUUGAGGAAGAAUCAGUUGAAAGCAUGGAUGGGAAACACAGUCCUCUUGUAUUAUCCUCCAAGGCCCUUAGGGAUGCAAGGGAACUGAGUGCUGAGGACAAAGAUGCUGCUGUGUCUGGCAAGCCUGUUUCUGCUGAGCUAAGUUCUGGAAUGGAAGGGGAUGAGAUGACCGAGAAUGAUGUAACCACAAAAGAUGGCAUAAAAGAUGGAGAUGCACAUCAUUCCAUGAAAAAACAAAAAUUAAUUUCCCAUGGUGAACCGUCUGCGCUGCGAGAACUUGAUGAUAGAGAGGACUCUAAGGCUGCAAAAAGCAGUGAAAAUAGCAAAGCAAGAUCAGGUAGCAGCAAAGAUUAUCAGAAAUGGCAGGAUGAUGUAGAGGAAGAAGUUGUGCAAGAUGGUCGUCCUAGACACACAGGAAGUAUGAAGAGGCAUGUUGACGACUAUGAAUUGAAUUUGCGAAGAAAGGAGAGUGAUGCAAGGCAAGAGAUGGAAAGAACUUACAUGGUAAGAAAAGGUAGGGAGGGAUCUUAUCCUCAUAGAGACUUGGAUCCCAGCUUUGCACAUCAUCCUCAUGCGAAAAAUGAGGUUUAUGACAGGCGCAAGGAGCGAGAAAAUUCUGAUGGAGGUUGGUUGCGGAGAGAGGAAGAUUUCCACGGUAGAAAAGGUAGACCUGAAGAUACAAGGAAAAGAGAAAGGGUAGAAGAAAUGGCCUCAAGGCACAAAAGUAAGGUUCGGGAUGGGGAUAGGAGUGACAAAGAGGAGCAUCUUCAUUCAAGAAAACAGCUGGAUAAUGGUAGCUAUAGGAUUCAUCAUGACAAAGAUGGUAGCUCCCGGCGUAGGGAAAGAGAGGAUAGUUUGAAGAUUAGGCAUGACAUUGCAGAUGAUUAUCACAACAAGAGAAGGAAAGAUGAAGAGUUUGUAAGGAGGGAUCAUGCUGACAAAGAGGAUAAUUUGCAUGGCCACAGAGAAACCAUUAGCCGUCGAAGGCGAGAAAGAAAUGAUGUAUUGGACCCUAGAAAGAGAGAUGAUCAUCUAAGAGUAAGAGAUGGUCUUGAUGAUUAUCAUUCUGCUAGGCACAAAGAGGAGGUCUGGCUCCCGAGGGAAAGGGGUGAAAGGCAAAGGGAGAGGGAUGGGACGUAUCGGCUAAAACAACCCCAUGAAGAAAAUUUAUCAAAGCGAGAAAAAGAAGAAGGACGAGGGACUGCAAAGACCGGACGUGGUACAGAUGAUAAAGCAUGGAUUAACCAUUCUGGGGUAAAGGAUGAAUACAGAAGUUCUGAAAAGGAGUACCAAUUAAAAGACGCAGUUCGAAACAGCGAACAUCAGAAGGGGAGGGAUAGAGUGGAAGAUGACGGUUUUUCACAUCAUAGAGGACGUGAUGAUGUUUAUGCACGAGCAAACCAAUUUAGCAAUGAGGAGAGGAGAUCCAGGCAAGAAAGAUCAAGCAUUCGUGUUGAUCGCGCCGUCGACAGUCCGGAUAACCAAAGGGUUCAUGAGAGAAAACAUAAAGAUAACAUUAGAAAGAAUAAAGAAUCUGAGGGUGGAGAUCAUAGCACUCUGGGUUCAUCCAGAAGAAAUCAAGAUCAGAUUGUUCACUCUAGUGAAAUGGGGAUUAAGGGACCGGCCGAGCAAGGAAAUGGAAAGAAUGACAUUUCUACGCAACGUAAUUCUUCCAAAAGACACAAAGAAGAUGUCUCUUCAGACGAGGAACAGCAAGGGAGAGGACGAUCGAAGUUGGAACGUUGGACAAGCCAUAAGGAGAGAGAUUACAGUAUCAACAAUAAGGCCUCAGCUUCGUUGAAGUCCAAAGAGGUGGAUAGGAAUAACAACAGCAAAUCUGCAGAAGCAAAUAAACCUCCUGAAGAACAACCAAAGAGGCUUCAGGCUGUUGAGAAGCCUGAAGUAAAAGACACUGGUGAUGUGGAGAACAAGGAUAGCGAGACAAAACCGGUGGAGGAUCGUCACUUAGAUACGGUGGAGAAGUUGAAGAAGCGAAGUGAGCGCUUCAAACUUCCAAUGCCAAGUGAGAAGGAUGUAGUGGCAGUUAAAAAAAUGGAGAAUGAACCACUGCCAUCCGUCAAAUCUGAUACUCCUGUCAACUUGGAGAUCAAACCAGAGCGGCCAACUCGCAAACGGAGGUGGAUUAGUAGCUAAAAGUGAAAUCAUUAGAAGCAUUUUUGGGUCCGUUGCUUUCAACAGCGAGGAAUCUACCAAUCGGCUAAAUUCUUUCCUGCAUCACCCUGGAAGAUCCUGCAGCUCGGUGAUGUUACGAUAUCUUUAGGCUUCCUGGGACGCCCUUGUACCUCAGUGGAAGUUAUUAAAUAAUUUUGUUGCCUUAUCACUGCCAUACUUAUUUAAAAUGCUGUGUACAUACUGACAGAUGUAACAUUGAACUUGUCACCUUUCGGUGGCACAGAGUAUCUUUGAUGUCCGUUAAUUGGAUUGCUACAGAUUGAAUCUUGCCAGACCUGCAAAAUGGUGCUAACAGUAUGUUAGCCAUGAGAGAACCAGGUGCUGUUUUUGGUGAAGGCACAUUCGAUAUUGAGCCGAUAUCUUCGGUUGGAGAUGGCAUUUUGAUGCUGAAAGAUCGCUAACAGAGGUUGCUCGAAUGAAGCAACAAUAGCAUUUUCUAUAUCUUUCGAUGCCACUUGUGAAACAGUUAUAAAUUGUAUGUACUAGAUUAUAAUAUGUGGAUCUACCAUUUUCCUGUUUUAGCUUUUCUUGUGGCAGGAAGAUAAAAAAAAGAUGCAGGUUGCUCCUUUGUAUUUUAGAAAUGAGUUAUAGAGAUAAUGAAAAAUGAUAGAUUUACUCA
Mercurialis annua (annual mercury) is the source of this 4884-nucleotide messenger RNA. Its product is annotated as FIP1[V]-like protein. Lineage: Eukaryota; Viridiplantae; Streptophyta; Magnoliopsida; Malpighiales; Euphorbiaceae. The record is from RefSeq and is a predicted model, not a curated record. The coding region runs from base 123 to 4226 and encodes 1367 amino acids. The transcript has 9 exons. Gene Ontology annotation, biological process: mRNA processing.